This is a messenger RNA of Silurus meridionalis, 2907 nucleotides long. Its product is annotated as protein asteroid homolog 1-like. Bases 148 to 2211 code for a protein of 687 amino acids. NCBI's taxonomy places the organism in Eukaryota, Metazoa, Chordata, Actinopteri, Siluriformes, Siluridae. The transcript has 5 exons. The record is from RefSeq and is a predicted model, not a curated record.
AGCAAACACAGAGAGAAGUUCACAGAGCUUCAGAAACUCAUCGUGUGGUCUGAGACGCAGAACCUCAGAAGAACUUCAGUCCUACAGGCUCUUCUCCUGAGCGGUUAUUGACUCACAGCUCUAAAGGCAAUUGAGAUUUUGCUCAUUAUGGGAGUCCACGGUCUUCACGGCUAUAUUAAGAGCAACACUGAGUUCCUGAAGACACGCUGCUUCAGAGAAAGCAAACUCAUCAUCGAUGGAUCCAGUUUGUUCCUCUUUCUUUACCACGGGUCUCACAUGGAUCAAGCACAUGGUGGAGAUUAUGCCGAGUUUGAGAAAACGAUUAAGCAGUUUUUCAAAAAUCUCAGUAUCUGUAAUAUCGAGCCAUACGUGCUGCUCAAUGGAGGGGACGACCUCAGGGGGAAAAAACUUGAAAGAAAGAAGACAAACCGCCAAAAAGUUAUCAUCAAAGCUGACAGGUUGUCUAAGGGGUGUUCAGAAGAAGUUUUACCCAUUCUCCUCAAAAAUGUGUUCAAGCAGGUCCUCCGGAAACUCGGAGUUCCCUUUAUACAGUGUCUGGCAGAGGCAACUUGUGAAGCGGCCGCUUUGGCGAGUGAGUGGAAGUGUCCAGUUCUGUCCAACAACAGCGACUUCUACAUCUUCAUUAUCAAAAGUGGAUUUUUGCCCCUUAGUCAUUUCCAGUGGAGGAAAUUGAGUCUGCUGAGGGGCAAAACCAAAAUGUUCAUUCCUACAAAGUCAUACCAUGUUCUAAAUCUCUGCAGCGCUUUUAACCGCAUGAAUAAAUAUCAUCUUCCACUUUUUGCCAUCAUCUUAGGCACCAGCCACACCAAACUGGACAAGAGUGAACUUCCAAACUUUGCAAAGUUCUCAACUAGACCUGGAGGAACCGCCCAGAUCGAUGGUUUGCUCAUGUGGUUAUCACGUUUUCCCAGCCCAAAAGAAGCCAUCCCUGCUCUCCUCAGCCCUCUGGGGAAGAACCGGAAAUCAGCCACUAUUCGAUCAGCAAUAUAUCAGGGAAUGGCAGAGUACAGACUCAAUCCCAGCUCCAUAGCCCAGUUCUUUAUAAGUGGAGAACCUCAGGGAAGAACUCCAGGCCCUUUAGAGAACCUGCCCGACUGGAGUCUGAAACCUCUGGCAGAAGGAAAGCUGGCAUCCACUGUCAUUGAUGUCCUGACACUGCAGAGGGUCAUGUUGAACUUCCAGGUGGAGGAUUUUGGGCUGAGCAGCAGCAACGAGACGUCUCGACCGAUACGACAGGUGAUGUACGGGGUCCUGCUGUGUACCAGGUGGCAGAAAGUCGGUAAACGUAGCAGGUCUUCUGGAGAGGAACCGGAACACAGUGUGGAGGAGUUCGACAGGACGGGAACGAUGCUGACCAGCUCCAUGGUUCCAGCAGUUUUACCACAAUGUGUAGCAACAAACCUUCACCUGGACUCACUGUGGGAGACACCAGAAAGUUUACGUCUGCAGAUCCUGCUGGAUGCACUCGGUGUAUCUCCAUUGUUUAAUUUGCACCUCAUCCCAGCAAAUCUGCAGCUUGCCUCGUACGUCACAGGUUUCUGGCUAAAGCAUGCAGAACCCGAGCCGAAAGCUGAAAUAUUCUGGGCUUUACUUGUCGGCCUGGUCUACGGACACCUGUGCAGAGACCAUCCGACUGCCAUAGAGGCAGGAUUGGUGAUUUCCAGGAUGAAAGUCCUGCAGGAUUUAAAAGGUCAGGUGAUGUUGGACCUGGAGCUGGCUCACAAUUACAGUCAGUGGCAGUCGUGUCUGAAGUACAGCUUUGCUCUUAACCAGCUCCUGAACCAUCCGGUACCAGAGCCGGAGUUAUCCUGGUUGUACAGCGGCCCUUUGGUACACACUGUCGCGGAUGAGCUGAUGAGAGGCGCCGAACCCGAGUCUCUUCUCACCGGAGCCUCUGUGGCUGUGGAUCUCUACAGGAACCUGCAGGCGGCGGUGGAGCGCGAGCUGGAUGACGCCUUCAUCAUGAGGAUGAGGACGAGGGCGGGACCAGGGCCGAGGGGACACAGGAACCGGAACGAUCCGGCAGAUGAAUUAAACACAGUGUUUAAACACCUGGUAGCUGACGAUGAAGAGGAUGAUGACGGAGACAAGAUCUACGAAGAAACCUGCAGCGUUCGCACCAGACACGUGAGCCGAGCUCACAUCCAAGAUCCCCGAGCCAAGAAGUACGAGCGAGUGAAGUGGUGUUAGAUACCGAGACUGGAGCACGGGACACGGCACCAGGAACAAACACCACUCUGUUUUAUUAUAUUCAUUUUGCCUUUUGCUUUUCUUUAAAGAUUAAACGCAUGAAUUAUUCACUUUUAUUUAAUACAGAAUGAUUUAGGAAUAUAUAUAUAUAUAUAUAUAUAUAUAAAUAACUAAUAUAAUAAUAUAAUCUAAAUGUUAUAGAAAUAAUGCCAAAUCAUAUCUAAUCAGGAUUAUAGGCAGAAUGAAUCUCUUUUUAUUUUAUGUAUAAAGUGUUCAAAUAAACAAAAAUGAAACAAACCCCAGAUAUGUAUUAUUGAUAAAUAUGAUUGUGUUAUUGUUGGUGCUUGUUUUUGACACAGUAUCGGAACAGAUAACUAAAUUCUGAAUAAUUGUUAGUAAAGAUGAUAAAUGAUCAGGUUUCUGUGUGUUACUGAUGUGUUACUGAUGUAUUGUGUGUUACUGAUGUGUUACUGAUGUAUUGUGUGUUACUGAUGUAUUAAUAAAUUAAUUUUUGGUUGGAUUAUUUUUUUACAGUGUUAUAAUUAAAGACACGUCCUAUGAGCAGAAAUAGUGUUAAAUGAGAGUUUUAGUGUUUUAUCUAUAAAUGUGUAAAAGUGUCGAAGUAUUUUUUUACUUGCAAUUAUAUAACUGUAGAAGGUAGAAGCUAACAGGUAACGAGCGAUGCUAAUUAAUAAA